GUCACACAUUGAUCUUAAAAGUAAAAAAAGUUAGAUGCAAGGUAACUGUUUCUAUUGCCUAGGUUCAUCGACUUUAUCAUAAUGCAUUAAAAUCGAUUAUCGUACCUAAUACAAGAUACAUGUGUACUGUUUCAUGACGAUAACAAAUCUCUCAGGUUACGUAAAUACGAUUGGGUUGUCCGCUAAUUUCAGACUUCGUUUACGAUGCAUACGACGUUCGAAGAAGCAUCACACUACCGUGUUGCAAAGAUCGUGUGCACCCCUUGUAUUCUACUGUUCCGAAGUUCGACUUUGUUUCCGAAGGAUUGCAAUUUUGGAAAGAAGGAAAAGUGCCUUCCAUUGUUCUCCAAAAGAGUAUUGUUCGAAUCAUGGAAUUGGUUGACUAGUACUCGGAACUUUCCGAAAAUAAAGAAAACAGGUAUUAAUAAGUGGUGGGAAUUGUACGUCGCUGUCGAUGAAUACAGUUACCUGCCGAUUACAUUGUUGAGACGCAUGACCGUAAUUAUGCAGGCCCAGGAAUUCUGGAAAAUAUUAAAUGUUUUAAGCUAUCAUAUCGUGAAAGAACAACAGAUCGAAAUUGAUUUCCAACAUUGUGAUAUUGUAUGGGCAACAAAACUGUAUUUUGCAUACUUACAAUAUCCAGCAAUAGAAUUUUAUGCUUUAAGCAGAAAUGGUAAAAAUAACAGGCAAUUAUUAUUGGCAUUUGCAUGGCUUCAUGGAACACAUAAUGCUUUAAGUGUGAUUGUUAGAAUAAAUUUAUGUAAUAGUGUGCUAGGAAGAGAAUUUACACGCACGAACAGCUCAGAAAAAAAAGAAACAGAGUAUGAUAUACCAGAGUCAUUGAGCAUGCAAAUGAAUAACAUAUUGUAUUUAAAUGGUAAAGUAAAUUACAACAUAAAAGAAAUAGCUGAGUUAGUUUCUGAAAAAGUUAAACUUAUAAGCAAAGCUCAUGCUGCGAGUAUUAAUGUCAGUGGUUUACCACAUCUUAGUGUAUCAGAAUUAGCACUAAUAAAGCGUCUUUCUACAAUUAAUAAAAAGGCACCUUCUAAUGAGGAUAAAAAAUAUUUAAAAGAAUUAAAUGUUAUUGGUAGUUUGUUAGAUGUACACUUGAAAUGGUUAAAAAAAGAACACAUAUUUUUUGAAUGGAUGGUAACCGUAGUUGAAGAGCACAAUAAAUCUUUGACUUCCAGUUUAGAUGACAUAAAUUGGAAUGAAAUUUCAAAAUUCAUUUCUAUAUUACAUAGUGUAACACAAGAAAAGUUUGAAAAUCUAUCUUCAAAGAAGGACUCUAAUAUUCUUGUAAACAGUCCUCCUACUUGUGUAUCACGUUUACUAAGGAUUCAAGAUAAUGACAUAGAAAUGGAAAAUUGGUUAACAGAACUUUCUACCACCGUAAAGAAGGAUAUGGAAGAUCUGUCUAAAAAGAAGGAAGAACUAUCUAAGGAGUUAAAAGAAAUUCUAAAAUCAAUGCCUUCUACCAUCCAAGUUUCAUUUUCAUAAAAAUAUAAAAAAAUAUAAAUUAAGAUAAUGUUUCAAUCAUGAAACAAACACAUUGAACUUACAAGUUUCAAAACUGGGGGAAGGGGAAUGGCAUUACUCCAACGAAGCCUUGUAAGAACUGCUAUAUGCUAUAAAUAAUAUGUAACGGUUGUUCGCUGAAUGAAUCAAACAAUGCAGUACAUAAUUUCGGUGGAACAUGUAAUCUCGGAAUUAUGGAACCUGAACAUUUUUAAGCAUUUCUAAGCUUUCGACACUUUAACAAAUUAUAAUUAA
This is a messenger RNA of Megachile rotundata (alfalfa leafcutting bee), 1773 nucleotides long. RefSeq lists its product as uncharacterized. NCBI's taxonomy places the organism in Eukaryota, Metazoa, Arthropoda, Insecta, Hymenoptera, Megachilidae. The record is from RefSeq and is a predicted model, not a curated record.